Molecule: messenger RNA, 2188 nt
Organism: Arabidopsis lyrata subsp. lyrata
Lineage: Eukaryota; Viridiplantae; Streptophyta; Magnoliopsida; Brassicales; Brassicaceae
Product: transcription factor SPEECHLESS
Exons: 3
Coding region: 875-1975 (366 amino acids)
Biological process (GO): guard cell differentiation; stomatal complex development; positive regulation of DNA-templated transcription
Cellular component (GO): nucleus
Molecular function (GO): DNA-binding transcription factor activity; protein dimerization activity
Source: RefSeq, a predicted model, not a curated record
GAAAUCAAUUCACUAUGCUCUAAGUGAAAAUCAAUAUUUGGACAUCGACUGACGAUAACAUGUUUGAAAUUGGUUUACCAAUCAUAAAAGGUGUCUAAAUUUGUAUAUGUUGUUUUUUUUGAAUAAUGAAUGAUCUAUAAUGUGAAUGUACAACAUAUCAUUCAAUUGAUUGUCUCACGAGUGAGGCGCUAAAAUAAAUGUGAAUUCACUAAUUUCAAAUAGUUUUUGUUUGUUCUUUUCUUGCAUAUAUAUAUUUACUUGGAAACCGGGAUUGGUCGGACCAUUCGCAACCCGAACAUAAACGUAAAUUAAAUACAAAGAACGUACAUGUCCGUGUUUAUGUGUAUUACAUGUUUGCGUGUACAAAAAACAAUUAUACCGAGUUUGUGAUUAUUCAAAAUUUUACCCCCAAAAGAAUCCAUAAAAAUCUUUUCCUAAGGAAUUUAUGUAUCUUUCCCUUUGCAAUAUGCAACCUUUAUCUCUCUAAUAUAAGUAUACAGUAAGACGUACCAUAUAUAUAUAUAUAUGUAGAUGCAUAUUUAUAUCUAAAACAUAAAUGAGACACGAAAAACCUAGAUCCUCCCCAAAUUUCAUCCAACGGCACAAACCGCAUAAUAAAUAACCAUAUCAAAAUAAAAUAAUAAAAGUUGAAAUUUGAUAGCGAUAGUUUAGUUCUCGAUGAAUGCGAGUCCCUCAUAUUUACUCCUUUUGGCAUUCACUCUCUUUAUUUCUCUUUAUCAACUUGAUAUGUCUUUUGGCGUCUCUUUCUUUCUCUAAAUCUUUCUUUUUUUUUCUUUAGUGUUUUUUUUAAGUCCAACCAUAAGACAAAACAACGAACGAGGAAGAGAGAGAGAAGGAUAUAUUUCUAGUCACGAUGCAGGAGAUAAUACCUGAUUUUCUUGAAGAGUGUGAAUUCGUCGACACUUCACUAGCCGGAGAUGAUUUAUUUGCCAUCUUAGAAAGUCUUGAAGGCGCCGGAGAGAUAUCUCCGACUGCUGCAUCUACACCCAAAGAUGGAACCACAAGUUCCAAGGAGUUAGUUAAGGAUCAAGAUUAUGAAAACUCAUCUCCUAAGAGGAAGAAGCAAAGACUAGAAACCAGGAAAGAAGAGGACGAAGAAGAAGAAGACGGAGAUGGAGAAGGAGAAGGUGAAGAAGAGAAUAAGCAAGAUGGGCAACACAAAAUGUCUCAUGUAACCGUGGAACGUAACCGGAGAAAGCAAAUGAACGAGCACUUAACUGUUUUACGUUCUCUUAUGCCUUGUUUCUACGUCAAACGGGGGGACCAAGCAUCGAUCAUAGGAGGAGUUGUGGAGUACAUAAGCGAGUUACAACAAGUUCUUCAGUCUUUAGAAGCCAAGAAACAACGUAAAACCUAUGCCGAAGUCCUAAGCCCGAGACUUGUCCCGAGCCCUCGGCCUUCACCGCCUGUUCUAAGCCCGAGAAAACCACCUCUUAGCCCGCGUAUCAACCACCACCAGAUCCACCACCACCUCCUUCUCCCUCCUAUAAGUCCUCGAACACCUCAGCCCACAAGCCCAUACCGGGCCAUUCCACCGCAACUACCACUCAUCCCACAGCCUCCGCUUCGCUCUUACAGCUCAUUGGCAAGUUGCAGCAGCUUAGGAGACCCACCUCCAUACUCUCCUGCUUCAACUUCUUCAUCUCCUUCAGUUAGUAGUAACCAUGAAAGUAGUGUGAUCAAUGAGCUUGUUGCUAACUCAAAAUCGGCUUUGGCUGAUGUGGAAGUGAAGUUCUCAGGAGCUAACGUGCUGCUCAAAACGGUGUCGCAUAAGAUCCCGGGACAAGUUAUGAAGAUAAUUGCUGCUCUUGAAAAUUUGGCUCUUGAGAUUCUUCAGGUUAAUAUUAACACCGUCGACGAAACCAUGCUUAAUUCUUUCACCAUCAAGAUUGGAAUUGAGUGCCAACUAAGUGCAGAAGAACUGGCUCAACAAAUUCAGCAAACAUUCUGCUAAAAAGAAGGAUUUAAUACAUCUUCGUAUAAACCCUAACGAGAGACCAGUACGUACUCACUAUCUCUCCUUAGUAUCCCUUUAGUUAUCUUCAAACUUUUCUACAAAGAUAUGGUGUUUUACAAAUAAAACUGUUAUUUAAAAUUUUAAACAAAUAUUGAUUAAUUAUAACUAAUAUAGGUAUAAGUGAGUUUUCAUAGAUUAUCAGCUUCAUAU